Molecule: messenger RNA, 306 nt
Organism: Loa loa (African eye worm)
Lineage: Eukaryota; Metazoa; Nematoda; Chromadorea; Rhabditida; Onchocercidae
Exons: 3
Coding region: 1-306 (101 amino acids)
Source: RefSeq, a predicted model, not a curated record
AUGCGAUCUUUUGUAAAGAACGAUGUGGCGGAAAAGAUGGCACUUUGCCAUUAUCUGAUCGAAAGUUUAGCCUCUACCCUUGUCAUGUUUGGUAAGUUUUGCAGAAGCAGCAAAUUGGGAUCCUCCUUAAUUCCACAUAGAACAGUUGGGAGAGUGUAUCUUCUGAGAGCGGAAAAAAGAUUUCGUCGAAAGUGGAGUUUUCAAAAUCAUGUUUUUGAUUUCCAACAACUUCGACUGAACCAAUUUCUCAACCGUCAGAACAACUUAAUUUACAUGGGAAAGUAUGGGAAAUCCCUUGAUGAGUGA